This is a messenger RNA of Salvelinus namaycush (lake trout), 978 nucleotides long. RefSeq names its product interleukin-13 receptor subunit alpha-2-like. Gene Ontology annotation, molecular function: protein binding. The transcript has 7 exons. Bases 1 to 978 code for a protein of 325 amino acids. The record is from RefSeq and is a predicted model, not a curated record. NCBI's taxonomy places the organism in Eukaryota, Metazoa, Chordata, Actinopteri, Salmoniformes, Salmonidae.
AUGAUUUUGAAACAUUUGAAAUGUAUCUUGGUUCUACAAUACUUUAUUCAUUUCGUCGCAACAGAGAUUGCAGCUGAGAAAGCUCUCCCUGAGCCGCUCAACCUGUCAUUGACGUGGGAGUCUGAAUUCCGUAUAAAGCUGUCGUGGAACGCACCAAAGAAUUUAGAUGCAUCAUGCAAGGUGAACUACAUGAUCACUACAACGAUCGGAGAGAGGAGACCCAAAGUAGAGACAACUUUCAAGUUGUAUAAAGAGUAUAGACUCUCUACAGAAGAUGCAGUGAAUUACACAGUGCAAACAAACCCCAAACACUGUACAGGCAGAACCAUAAGCAAACCUGUCAGCAAAUCCAUCACUAAACCCACAGAGUUGGUGAAGAAUUUCCGGUGUUCCCUCUACUCCUCUAAGGCCAUGAACUGCAGCUGGCUCCCAGCCAAUCAGGCCUCAGACCUCCAGCUCUACUAUGGGUACCUUGGUCCCUCCCACAUAGCAGCAUGCAGUGAGUACCAGUACAGAGAUGGUCAGAGGACAGGAUGUCACCUGAGAGGAUCCUUCCUUCAAUAUGACGUCUACUUCAAGGUCAAUGGGACUCUCGAUGGCUUAUCUGUACGGAAUAACUUCCUGGUGCUUCCUAGAUAUCAUGUCAAGCCCCCGGCCCCUAAGGUGAAGAUCACAGAGGAAGGUAGGAAUCUCAUCCUGAGCUGGGACCCUCCGGACAUAGGCGCUGACCACUGCUGGAAUUACAUCUUAAAAUACAACAAGUGUCAAGAGUCUCUGGGUAAGGAAAUACAAUUGAAUAGUGUGACGGUUUCAUAUGACCAGAGAUGCCAGUACAGAGUCAAGCUUAAAGCAGUCUAUACGAAAUGGUGUGGGGAGGGAGGCAGCGACUGGAGCGAAGAGGAAAUCUAUGGUACUUUCUCCUCUUUCUUUCUCUACAUUCUCUCCCUCUUUCAGAACACAGACAGUGAUGUCCUGUAA